CAUCCAAGCACCGGAUAGCCCGCGUCGAACACAUGGCGGUCCAGCCGCUGCUCCGCCUCCUCCUCCGGCCACCGCCGCCUCCCCACCGCCGGAGCGCGCUGCGACCACCUCCCCCCUCCCCGCCACCCGUCGCCACCACUCGCCGCUGCGCUUCCGCCGCCGCCGCCGCAGCGGCGCUCCUCCUCCUCGCGGCCUCCCCUCCCCCGCCGCGCCUGCGCCCCGCGCGCGCCGACCCCGGCGCCGGAGGCGGCGAGGACAUCGACGAGGCCCGCGUCGUGCGCCUCUUCCAGGAGGCGUCGCCGUCGGUGGUGUUCAUCAAGGACCUCGUCGUCGGGCGGUCGCCGGGAGGGGGAGGCCGGCAAGUGGAAGCGGAGGACGACGAGGAGGCGGGCGCCACGGUGGAGGGGACGGGCUCUGGCUUCGUCUGGGACGCGGCGGGCCACAUUGUAACAAAUUACCAUGUGGUUGCAAAAUUAGCUGGGGAUGGAUCUGCAUUUCAUCGCUGCAAGGUGUUUUUUGAGGAUUCUAGUGGUACUAGUUACUCAAAGGAGGGAAAGCUGGUAGGGUGUGAUCCAUCGUAUGAUCUUGCUGUUUUGAAGGUUGAUGUUGAUGAUGAUAAGUUGAGGCCUGCGCUGAUUGGAACAUCAAAGGGUUUGCGAGUUGGGCAGAGCUGCUUUGCUAUUGGUAACCCUUAUGGAUAUGAACACACCCUAACUACUGGGGUGGUUAGUGGAUUGGGGAGGGAGAUACCAUCUCCAAAUGGGAGGCCGAUUCGUGGGGCUAUUCAGACAGAUGCUGCUAUAAAUUCUGGUAACUCAGGUGGCCCACUAAUUGAUUCAUAUGGUCAUGUAAUUGGAGUAAAUACAGCUACCUUCACACGUAAAGGAACUGGGAUCUCGUCCGGGGUGAACUUCGCAAUCCCCAUCGACACCGUUGUACAGUCGGUCCCUAACCUCAUUGUGUAUGGAACAUCAAUGAGUAAUAGGUUUUGAUUCUGCUGUACAUUAUCCACUGGUAAAUGCAAGUUCUCCCUCUGCCACGUUGAUUGCUCUGAAAAAUAUAUAUACUUCUUCUGCUGCUAAUUGGGUCAGUGCAUUCAAAAGAACAUCUACUUAAUGGUGAUCGUACUAGGAACUUUAUUAGAGAGUAGUGAAAAAAACAUCUGCUUAAUGGUGAUCGGUCUAGGAACUUUGGAGAUAAAAAAAAAACUAGACGGAGUUCAGUAUAUAUAAACUAGUAGCAAGGAAGAACCAAACAUGGUUUUGAACAUUAUCUGAUAAUUCCUGUUACUGAACUCAUCUAAUAUCCAUGAACCAUUUUCUGCCAAUUCUUUGGUCAUAAAUUCUGAUAAAAAAUAUCUUCUCGUAAAGAGGAAUCUGGAGUCUCCACCUAUGGCCCAAAAUAAAUCGAGCCCUCGGCCCUUGCAUUUUGAGAAAAAAAAAAACAGUUGUACAAGGGUAGAUAAACUGAAGUAUCUUCGCUAGUGAAAAAGUAGUGUAUAAAGCCGGAUAGGUAAACUUACUCGAUUUAUGGACCGAGAGUAUGUAAAAGUACAGAAAUUAACAUAUUUUGGUCUAUAUAUUAACGUAUAGAGGGAGCAUAUGACACUGUGUUGAUACGAAAUAAACCGAGGGUAAAGGAAAAUAUGAAAUCUGACUGAUAGGCGAUUUGAUAAAGCAUCAGUCCCUGUCUGCAAGUCACUAGAAGUUUAUCAUUACAAACGACGUGGUCAAACACUCAAAUAAAAUAUCAAACUGACCAAGAGAGCAAGAGGUUGAAUUCAACAUGGAAAAUCAUUGCCUGAAAAAAGAACCCCAUGGAUGCACAAUCAGCAAUGAUCACUGUAAUUAUGCGAAAGAGUAAUAAUUAAUGAUGAUUCACAAUUUAUCAUCAUCUCACUGCUUAUAUAUGGUGCCCAAAAAAAAAAUGUAAAUACU
This is a messenger RNA of Oryza brachyantha (malo sina), 1937 nucleotides long. RefSeq names its product protease Do-like 5, chloroplastic. Gene Ontology annotation, biological process: proteolysis. The record is from RefSeq and is a predicted model, not a curated record. Lineage: Eukaryota; Viridiplantae; Streptophyta; Magnoliopsida; Poales; Poaceae. Gene Ontology annotation, molecular function: serine-type endopeptidase activity. The transcript is spliced from 8 exons. The coding region runs from base 33 to 992 and encodes 319 amino acids.